AGACCGCGGAGCCAGGCGGCGGCGCCUGCGCGGUGGCGAGCUCGCGCCGCUCCCCGGCCGUCCUUGCGAGCCGGGCGGCGGGAGGCGGGAUGGGGCGCGAGGCGGGGCCCUGCGCGUGAGGCCGAGGCGGAGCCGCAGCCGCCGCGCCGGCGAGCGGGACCCCAACGGUGUGAUGGACAGGUAGCAGAAGAUUUCACUUUGAUAUCAGGGAAUCAGAAUGACCGAGUGCUUCCUGCCUCCCACUAGCAGCCCCAGUGAACACCGUCGGGUAGAACACAGUGGGGGUCUUGCUCGUACUCCCAGCUCUGAAGAAAUCAGUCCUACAAAAUUCCCUGGAUUGUACCGCACCGGUGAGCCUUCACCGCCUCAUGACAGCUUGCAUGAGCCUCCAGAUAUAGUAUCUGAUGAUGAAAAGGAGCAUGGGAAGAAGAAAGGAAAAUUUAAGAAGAAAGAAAAAAGAACGGAAGGUUAUGCUGCAUUUCAAGAGGACAGUUCUGGUGAUGAAGCUGAAAGUCCUUCAAAGUUGAAGCGGUCCAAGGGAAUACAUGUCUUCAAGAAACCCAGCUUUUCCAAGAAAAAGGAAAAGGAUUUUAAAAUAAAAGAGAAGCCCAAAGAUGAAAAACACAAGGAAGACAAACAUAAGGAAGACAAACAUAAGGAGAAGAAGUCAAAAGACUUAACUGCAGCAGAUGUUGUAAAACAGUGGAAAGAGAAGAAGAAAAAGAAAAAGCCAAUUCAGGAGACAGAGAUACCUCAAGUGGAUGUUCCAAGUCAUAGACCCGUGUUUGGCAUUCCUUUGUCUGAUGCGGUAGACAGGACCAUGAUGUAUGAUGGCAUCCGCCUGCCAGCAGUUUUCCGUGAAUGUAUAGAUUACGUAGAGAAGUAUGGCAUGAAAUGUGAAGGCAUCUACAGAGUUUCAGGAAUAAAAUCAAAAGUUGAUGAGCUAAAAGCAGCCUAUGAUCGAGAAGAAUCUCCCAACCUGGAAGAAUACGAGCCCAAUACAGUAGCCAGCUUGCUGAAACAGUACCUACGAGAACUGCCUGAAAACUUGCUUACCAAAGAGCUAAUGCCCCGCUUUGAAGAUGCUUGUGGAAAGAGCACAGAAGCUGAGAAAGUUCAGGAAUGCCAGAGGUUGCUGAAAGAGUUGCCAGAGUGUAACCAUCUCCUAAUUUCUUGGCUGAUUGUGCAUAUGGACCAUGUUAUUGCAAAGGAACUGGAAACAAAAAUGAACAUCCAGAAUAUUUCUAUAGUGCUCAGCCCUACUGUUCAGAUCAGCAACCGUGUCUUGUAUGUAUUUUUUACACAUGUUCAAGAUUUCUUUGGGAACGUGACCCUAAAGCAGGUGACAAAACCGCUUCGCUGGUCAAAUAUGGCAACAAUGCCAGCACUUCCAGAAACGCAGGAAAGCAUCAAAGAAGAAAUAAGACGACAGGAGUUCCUACUGAACUGUUUACACAGAGACUUGCAGGCAGGGAUAAAAGACUUAUCCAAAGAAGAGAGACUCUGGGAGGUGCAAAGAAUUUUAACAGCUCUUAAGAGGAAACUAAGAGAAGCUAAGCGCCAGGAGUGUGAAACAAAGAUUGCACAAGAAAUUGCUAGCCUUUCAAAGGAGGACGUCUCCAAAGAAGAAAUGAAUGAGAACGAAGAAGUUAUAAAUAUUCUGCUUGCACAGGAGAAUGAGAUUUUAACAGAACAAGAAGAACUGCUGGCCAUGGAGCAGUUUCUGCGGAGACAGAUUGCCUCAGAGAAGGAAGAAAUAGAUCGCCUUCGAGCAGAAAUAGCUGAAAUACAAAGUCGCCAGCAGCAUGGCCGAAGUGAAACCGAGGAAUAUUCUUCCGAGAGUGAAAGUGAGAGUGAAGAUGAAGAGGAAUUGCAGGUCAUCCUGGAAGAUUUGCAGAGACAGAAUGAGGAACUGGAGAUAAAGAACAAUCACCUGAACCAAGCUAUUCACGAGGAGCGAGAGGCCAUCAUAGAACUGCGAGUACAGCUUCGACUACUGCAGCGAGCUAAAUCGGAGCACCAGGUGCAGGAAGAAGAGGAGCCAGAAAAACAUGGGGGUGUUUCUCAGCAGCAAAGAGACGGUGUCCUAGACACAAAAGCAGCCAAAGAGCAGCCAAAAGCAAGCAAGGAGCAGCAAGUCAAGCCAUCGCCAAGUAAAGACAGGAAAGAAACUCCAAUUUGAUCCGGCUCCUUGGAUAUGCAUAAAAUCAACUGAACUGUGCAAAUUACUGUAAUUUGAGUCAAACUGCACAAAUUACUGCUGGCUGUGUACAUUCUGUAAAGAAACUUCUCUUUUAAGCCCUGGAGACUUUUGUCUCUAAUACUUGGUGGCUUCUACUCAUCAGACUCAGGUGAGUUUGCAGAAGCCAGAAGAGUUUUCCAAUUAGUAUCAGAUUAUUUCAAGACUGGUUUCCUUCAGGUGAAUUAAAAUAAUUCAGUAACAGUUUCAUUUUAAACCAAAAUCAUUAUUUACAUUCAUUGGAGCAGAAGUGGAAGAUCUCAUUUUCAGUAAAUAAACAAGAACCUACCCACACUUACUAAUUAUUUGCCUUGUGAAUCUAUUCAUCCUCAUUAUUUCUGCUUAUUAACCUAGUCACUUCUUGCUUGUGCCUUUGAUACCUUUCUGAUGCAGAUUAUAUACAAGGGAGCUUUAAAUUUAUUCUGGGUUGGCUGAAAAGGUGGGAGACUGCGGGGUAUUGUGUUUACCUAAUAUGCCCUUAAGCUUCAUUUUUGUUCUGAGAUGUACUGCAUAAAUGUAAAAACUUGAGAGAUGUUA
Harpia harpyja (harpy eagle) is the source of this 2776-nucleotide messenger RNA. It is a transcript of the gene RALBP1, whose product is annotated as ralA binding protein 1. The record is from RefSeq and is a predicted model, not a curated record. NCBI's taxonomy places the organism in Eukaryota, Metazoa, Chordata, Aves, Accipitriformes, Accipitridae. Gene Ontology annotation, molecular function: small GTPase binding; GTPase activator activity. Gene Ontology annotation, biological process: small GTPase-mediated signal transduction; endocytosis; positive regulation of GTPase activity. Gene Ontology annotation, cellular component: membrane. Bases 218 to 2182 code for a protein of 654 amino acids. The transcript has 10 exons.